This is a messenger RNA of Drosophila ananassae, 1062 nucleotides long. RefSeq lists its product as uncharacterized. Bases 26 to 1060 code for a protein of 344 amino acids. The record is from RefSeq and is a predicted model, not a curated record. The transcript is spliced from 2 exons. Lineage: Eukaryota; Metazoa; Arthropoda; Insecta; Diptera; Drosophilidae.
UUUUUUUUUUUUUUUUUGAGUCAAGAUGGAUUUGUUUAUCCGAAAGGAGCUGACGUUGAACAGCUCCACGGACUUGGAGGAUGUGGCUCCGAACUGCCUUAAGCUUCUGGUCUGGCUACGAUCGUGUCAGGAGGAGAUGAGGUCACAGAACCGACGCCUCCGGCUCACCCAAUCACUGAUCGAGACUAUGCUGAAGGCGUUGGUGUACCUGUUCGAGUGUUAUGCGCGCUUUGGAGUGCCGUUGGCGGAUCGUGUCGAUUCCCACUUGUUUUUUGAACAAUGCUCUACUUCGGAUGGACGGAGACAGUAUAUUCGAGAUCUCUGCAAGGGAAUAGUGAACACCCGAAAGGGAGAACUUCUGGCUCCGCUACUUCAUUUCAUACAGAAACCCCUGUCAGAGGUUCAGCCCGAUUGGGGAGUCAUUCGAGAGCUGGAUUGGUCCGAGAUUCGGCAAACAGAACCUGUGUCCCUGGCCGAUAUUGUUCAUCCCGAUCUGCAGCAGAUGCGCUGCCUGGUGAAGCGAAUUUGCCGGCUACCUAGUCUGGAGAGUAUCCAAACAGCUCUCCAUCGGUCCAUGGAGCUCAUUGGAUUUCCGGUAUGGCUGCACCUUUACCAAGAGCCUCGGGAGAAUAGCCUUCAUUCAGAUUGUCUUCUGUUAAGCCACAUGAUCUCUGACAUCCUGGUGGAGGGUAAAUCCCCCGUUUGUUCCAGUUUCCUGCACCACAUCUUCGAUUUUGUAGCUAAGCCCGCCAACGAGAUACGAUUCUUUGCCUGUCUGGACCAUGUUCGACUGGCCGGGUGCCUGAUUACAUUCCUCACUAGCUAUUGGAAGCUGUAUUUGCCUCAUUUAGAUCUGGAAGAAAUGGAAAUGGCACCCAACGGUCCUGCCAUCGACACAAAAUUUCCCAUUGACGAUGCUACGUUUGUGACGCAUCUGAUGCUGGGAAACCGGUCUCCAUGCCGCUACAAGUUCCACCAGCAGCUUGUUACUACCCUGCCGCCAGCCACCACCCGCCAAAUGAAGCAGUUGCUCAGUAAAGCCGCAUUUGUUUACAGUUAAAA